AUGCGUCGACCUUCAGCCCAUGACACCAACACCAUCCGUCCACCUACAGCCCGUAACACUCACACCAUCCGUCCACCUACAGCCCGUGACACCCACAUCAUCAGUCCACCUACAGCCCGUGACACCCACAUCAUCCGUCCACCUACAGCCUGUGACACCCACAUCAUCAGUCCACCUACAGCCCAUGACACCCACACCGUCCGUCCACCUACAGCCUGUGACAUCCACAUCAUCCGUCCACCUACAGCCCAUGAAAUCCAGCCCAUGAAAUCCACACCAUCCGUCCACCUACAGCCCGUGACACCCACAUCAUCAGUCCACCUACAGCCUGUGACACCCAUAUCAUCCGUCCACAUACAGCCCAUGACACCCACACCGUCCGUCCACCUACAGCCUGUGACAUCCACAUCAUCCGUCCACCUACAGCCCGUGACACCCACACCAUCCGUCCACCUACAGCCCGUGACACCCACAUCAUCAGUCCACCUACAGCCCGUGACACCCAUAUCAUCCGUCCACAUACAGCCCGUUACAUCCGAGACAUUUACAAUUAGUCGGUCUACAAGCCCUUGA
This is a messenger RNA of Haliotis rubra (blacklip abalone), 573 nucleotides long. Its product is annotated as proline-rich extensin-like protein EPR1. The record is from RefSeq and is a predicted model, not a curated record. Bases 1 to 573 code for a protein of 190 amino acids. The transcript has a single exon. Lineage: Eukaryota; Metazoa; Mollusca; Gastropoda; Lepetellida; Haliotidae.